AUGCUCAUAGUCGUUGCCUGGGCAACCCUGGCCCCCGGUACCAAUCAACCAGGCACAACGUUGGAUUCGGUGCGUGCGACCUGCUGGCACGCGGUGGGGAAUCCAGUUGACCGACCGGCGGGAAAAGGCGUGUUGGCCCAGGGAUUCCAACGCGGGGAGAAGAUCGUACUGGCGAAACCCCGAACGUUCAUGAACAACAGCGGCGAAGCCGUGGAGUACUUGCUAGCCCGGUUCGGCGGGUCGCCCAAGGGUUUGCUCGUAAUCUAUGACGACAUGGAGUUGCCUUUGGGGCAUCUGAGGUUGCGGGUUUCGGGCAGCGGCGGCAAUCAUAACGGCAUGCGGUCUAUAGUCGGGUCGGUCCAGACCCAGGAGAUACCGAGGUUGCGAAUAGGCAUCGGGCCGCAUCCAGCCGGCGCCAGGAAACCAUUCCACUAG
Geodia barretti is the source of this 435-nucleotide messenger RNA. The record is from the annotation of a GenBank genome assembly. NCBI's taxonomy places the organism in Eukaryota, Metazoa, Porifera, Demospongiae, Tetractinellida, Geodiidae.